AUGCUACCCAACCAUGAAGUUGGGAGGCUCUUGAGAGUGUUUCUGAAAGCAUUGGCUCGACAUGCUGCUUUCUCGCUACGACUCAUACGUCAUUUGUUUCAUACCCUUCUGCGGCUAUAUUCUCGUAUCACGUCCAGGCGCCAAUUCCUACCAAUUCAAAGAGACGGACGCCUAGAGCGAGUUGCCGCCUCAAGCCAGCCCGUCCUUCCUGUAAGCCACAAUCAGCUACAGAUGCCGCAACCAGGAUCCGCGACCAAUUCAUACAUCUCACUAUUGCCAGUCCACACCCCUCCGACAUCAGCUAAUCAUCCUACAGCACCCGUCCUCCCCCAGCCUUGCCCGUUGGAGUUCAGGCCGUUCUUACCCUCCCAGGUGAUGAGAUACAAUAAAGGCCCUACAAUCAAGCACGAAGUCAAAGUUCUGAAUAUUCCUGCUGUAAAGAGAGACUAUGAGGAUUCACAAAACAGUGGCGACUGGUAUGCCCGCGUACACCCUGAAGGAGCGCUCUACUUUCAUGACACCGUGCGCGGUAUUUACACCGACUCAUCCAUGGGGAAAAAAAACCUCCGGUCUACAAUGGACACGUGUUUAAAUGAGCUACUCGUUCGUAUGCCGUGUGGAUUGCACCUGAGCAGCGGUGGUAUUGAGCUCGUGAUGGAAUUGACACGGAGUAAGAAUAAUGUUAGGAUAUGCAGGUACUACUUCGUCGAUCAUUACAAACGUCUGCUUUUCUGGCUUGAUGAGAUAUCGACGGAACGGAUCUUUGAUGGAAUCCAGGGUGUCGAGAAGUGGAGCCAUAUCAAGUAUGCCAUCGAACAUCAGUACUGGCAAGUCUGCCAUUGUGUGUACUCAUUGUCCGGUUGUGGAAUUCUUCUGACAACGCAACACUGCGAGCUGUAUCCCAGUGCCAAGCUGCCACACACUCUGAAGCUCAAGGAACUCAAGGAACUUGUUGUGCAUGCUAGUGCUGAGAUUAUUACGACCGACCUAUCACUGUCGCCCUUCGAUGGCGAUGAAUUAUCGAACAUUCUGAGUUUAAUUGACCGCGUCGAGGGCGCCCAUUCUAUAUGUGUCAUAGUCAGAUUUAUGCGCUAUUUCACGCGAGCCCAAUUUUUUAAUUUUUACGGACUCUCUGAAGCCCGUUUAAACGCGGACCAGUCUGUUUUUGUAAAGGAGAAGUCGUCGUCGUUGAUAGCAGCUCUUUCAUGGGCCUUGAACGCCGCAAUGUUCGAUGCCCCGCGGUCGCACAUGGAAGAACUCCGGCGAGUGUGGGUCGACCGCAGCAUCAACACUCCGCGCUGGAAGAACUUUAACAGCAAGCUAAGCAGUGAAUGGUCGGGCAUCACGAUGUAUUCAACUGUGAUGCUAGCAGUGGACGUCAGCUUCCUGGCUGUGCCUUCCGUCAAUCUCCAGAAUGCGGGUUCGGUCACCGUCAUCAGCACAUACAUUUCCUUGUUCUGCGUCGUCGGAUCGUUGGUCGUGUCCUUUUUUCUCACCAGACAGAAUCGGGUGUAUGGACAGGAAUCCGCUGACACGGCGGUCGAUUUUCUCAUGCAGAUGACAGGAUCUGCAUUUGGCACAAAAGCUCUCGCGACUGUGCAUGGCCUUCCGUAUGCUAUGCUGCUGUGGGGCAUGGUGUAUUUCAUGCUUGCGCUGUCUUACCAGGUCUUCACGUCCACGCCCAUCGUCACCCUCGCGACUACUGGCAGUGCAUGUGGUAUCGUGGCGCUUUUCACACUGUGGCUCGUAAGCGCGGCAAGAGAUUUCCACCUUUUGACGUGGUUGCUGGCGAGGCUUAAGGCUUGGAAAGAAAAAUCUUAG
Suillus clintonianus is the source of this 1821-nucleotide messenger RNA. RefSeq lists its product as uncharacterized. The record is from RefSeq and is a predicted model, not a curated record. NCBI's taxonomy places the organism in Eukaryota, Fungi, Basidiomycota, Agaricomycetes, Boletales, Suillaceae. The transcript has 13 exons. The coding region runs from base 1 to 1821 and encodes 606 amino acids.